Messenger RNA from Ctenopharyngodon idella (grass carp), 26534 nucleotides. It is a transcript of the gene macf1a, whose product is annotated as microtubule actin crosslinking factor 1a. Bases 783 to 25124 code for a protein of 8113 amino acids. NCBI's taxonomy places the organism in Eukaryota, Metazoa, Chordata, Actinopteri, Cypriniformes, Xenocyprididae. Gene Ontology annotation, biological process: regulation of focal adhesion assembly; regulation of microtubule-based process; wound healing. The record is from RefSeq and is a predicted model, not a curated record. Gene Ontology annotation, cellular component: microtubule; actin cytoskeleton; membrane. Gene Ontology annotation, molecular function: microtubule binding; calcium ion binding; cadherin binding. The transcript has 101 exons.
AGGAAGGGAGGGAUGGAGGAGGAGAGCGCAGGCACUGCGGGAAGAAUAGAGAAACAUGAACCCCAUUCGCACAGGGGAAAAUAGAGGGAGGACUGAGACACACGCCGUGUGAUUAUUGUAGAAGCGGCCAUUACAUUGAGCAGCACGGAUGGAAAAAAACAUAAUAUAGCUGGUACCGGUGAGUCAAGAGCGCAUUGACAAAGGAAUAUAAGAAGCACUAGCCGGAUACCGUUUCAUUGAGGCCUCGUAUCUGCUUUCGGAAGGAGCCGAACGGACCGCCCACCGCACAUAGACACACACAUACUUGAGAAGCGCACACAUAUAAACCCAAUCACCGGCUCGCACGCGCUACAAUGGACUUUAAAUACGAUAACCGCUGCGAUUCUGAUCUAAAUCAAUGAAAGAUGGGUUUAUUUAGUUGUACAUCUAGAUUUAAACCUUUUCUGACGUUUAACCGUCAUAUAUGAUAAGUGAUAUUUACUCUAAAGAUAGAUAUUUACGUAUUUUUAUUUAUCUAAUCUUGUUUUGACCGCACGUUUAUAGGAACCGCUGGUCCAAAGUAGCUUUGUUUCACUAGAUUUAUUUAAUUAACCGUGUUUACGAACGCCAAAUAUAAUAUAAUACGCUUUAGAAACAUACUGAAACGUGAAUAAGUCGGUAUCCACUGUGGAUAUUUAACCCAAACCGGACUUGACAGCUGUUGUCGGACGACUGGGAUCCACCGUCCUGGAUUACUCUAUCAGCGGGCCGCUGUGAGUCGGCCAGCGGGAGUGAGAGACGCUAUGGCCGGCUACAUCCCGGGCUUACUCCCGGCGAAUCACUCCCAGGAAAAGGAGUUCGCACAGGCGUAUGAGGAUGUGCUGGAGAGAUAUAAAGAUGAACGAGACAGGGUGCAGAAGAAAACUUUCACAAAAUGGGUCAACAAACAUCUCAUAAAGGUGCGAAAACACAUCACAGACCUGUAUGAGGAUCUAAGGGAUGGGCAUAACCUUAUUUCCCUGCUUGAGGUGCUGUCUGGUGUUACAUUGCACAAGGGCGUGUCGACUCUGCGGAGAACAUCUAUGUCACGCGCACCCCCACUCAUCCUGAUGGGUGGGGAGGAUGAGGAGGAUGGAGCUCAGGGACCCAGGGAAAAGGGUCGCAUGCGAUUUCACCGACUCCAGAAUGUGCAGAUUGCCUUGGACUUCCUCAAACAGAGACAGGUCAAAUUAGUAAAUAUACGCAAUGAUGACAUCACAGAUGGGAACCCAAAACUGACACUGGGAUUGAUCUGGACCAUCAUCCUUCACUUCCAGAUUUCUGAGAUCUAUGUGAGCGGUGAGUCAGGCGACCUCACGGCAAAAGAGAAGCUGCUAAUAUGGAGUCAACAGGCCACAGAGGGCUACCCCGGUCUCCGCUGUACCAAUUUCUCUUCCAGCUGGAGCGAUGGACGCUUGUUCAAUGCUCUUCUGCACAGAUACAGGCCGGACCUGAUUGACAUGGGAGUGGUUGCGCAACAAAGUAAUCGUGAGAACCUAGAACAGGCCUUUGAGAUUGCGGAGUCGUUAGGGGUUACACGACUUCUAGAUGCUGAAGAUGUCGAUGUGCCGUCGCCAGAUGAGAAAUCUGUCAUCACGUACGUCUCCUCCAUCUAUGAUGCUUUCCCCAAGAUCCCAGAGGGUGGAGAAGGCAUUGGAGCUCAUGAGGUUGACCAGCGGUGGACAGAGUACCAAUCUGGCUUCUCUUCUCUGCUGCAGUGGACCAGGCAACAUACGGCCCUCAUGGCCAAUAGGAGCUUCCCCCACAAUCCUGUGGAACUCAAGGCACUUUACAAUGAAUAUGUCCACUUCAAAGAAACCGAGAUCCCUGCAAAGGAAAGAGAGAAGAGCCACAUUGAGCACCUUUACAAGCUUCUGGAGGCGUGGAUAGAGUUUGGACGCAUUAAGCUGCCUCAAGGGCUACACCCUAAUGAUCUGGAGGAGGAAUGGGGAAAACUGAUCUUGGACAUGUUGGAGAGAGAGAAAGCACUGAGGCCUGCUGUGGAGAGAUUGGAGUCACUCCUACAGAUGGCCAAUAAGAUCCAGAACACGACUCUAGAUUGUGAGGAAAAACUCACACUGGCGAAGAACACUUUGCAGGCUGACAUGUCUCAACUAGAGAAUGGGCAGCCAGUGCGGUGUGAGAAUGAAUUGGGGUUGUAUCUGCAGGACUGUGAGGGUCUAGUCAGACAACUUCACAAUGACCUGCAGGUCCUUCGAGAUCAAAAAUACUACCAAGUGGAGCAGCUGGCUUUCAAGGUGUCAUGUCUGCAGGAGGAGCUGGUCUCUUUGCGCCUGCAAUGUGCCAGUGUAUACAGGAAGGGUCAUUUCUCCACAGGGGGUCUGCUGGGAGAGCACGCUGGUCAAAAGGGUUCGCCAGGAGGUCUGGCUACACUUGGAGCACAGACACUCCUAGGAGCAGUGGGUGCUGCGGCAUCCCUGCUUAGGCGGCCGAUGUCUCGCGCAGAUCUGGUAGCCAUGUCCUCUUCCGAAGAUGAAGGCAGUCUGCGCUUCAUCUAUGAGCUGUUGGGAUGGGUUGAAGGGACACAGGACCUACUGGAGCGAGCCGAGUGGGGUUCUGAUCUGCCGUCUGUAGAACAGCACCUGCAGGACCACCACAUCAUUCACACAGCAGUGGAGGAUCUUCUGAAUAGCCUCAAAGAGGCUCGAAAUUAUGAGUCAACGGUCUCGCCUAAUUUACGUAGCAGUUACUCUGAGACUCUGUCCAAGUUGGAGAACCAGUACUGCAAACUGCUGGAACAUUCGUCAUGGCGACUACGUUGCCUGGAGAGCCUUCGAGCUUUUGUGUCCCACUGCACUGAGGAGCUGAUCUGGCUCAAUGAGAGGGAGGAGGAGGAGCUGGCCUUCGACUGGAGUGACAGCAACACCAACAUGGCUGCCAAAAGAGAGCAAUAUGCUGACAUGAGGUCAGAGCUGGAAGAAAAACAAGAAGUGAUGCGCUCCCUCCAGGAGACAGCUGACCACCUGUGUCAAGAUAACCACCCAGCCAAACAAACAGUAGAGGCCUACAGUGCUGCCCUGCAGACGCAGUGGCAGUGGAUUAAAGAGCUCUGCGUAUGUGUGGAGCAGCACCUCAAGGACAACACUGCCUUCUUCCAGUUUGUGGGUGAUGCACGGGACUGUGAAAGCUAUCUACGUCAGCUACAAGACACCAUUAAGAGACAGUACACCUGUGAUAAAAACAGCAGACUUGGCAGAUUGGAGGAUCUGCUGCAGGACUCCAUGGAGGAGAAAGAACAGUUGAUUGAAUACCGCAGCACAGUGGCCAGCCUUGUGGGCCGGGCCAAGUCGGUAGUCCAGCUCCGCCCACGCAGUGCAGAUAGUAACCUGGGCACCACCACGCCAAUUCGUGCCAUCUGUGACUACCGACAAAUAGAGAUCACGAUCAGCAAAGGAGAGGAAUGUGUAUUGGAGGAUAACUCUCAGAGGACUAAGUGGAAGGUCAUCAGUCCUACAGGAAAUGAGGCCAUGGUGCCAUCUGUAUGUUUCACCAUUCCUCCCCCUAAUCAGGAAGCUAUCGACACUGCCAGCAGAAUGGAGCAGAUGUACCAGAACGUCAUGUCUCUAUGGCACCAGCUGCAUGUUAACAUGAAGAGUGUAGUCUCCUGGCACUACCUGCAGAAAGACAUACAAAAUAUUUCCUCCUGGAGUCUGGACACAAUGCGCUUGCAGGCCCCAGCAGAGAGGCAGCAGGCUUUAAACAAUCUGGACGCCCACUUGUCAGACUUCCUUACGGAUAGUCGUGAGAGCGCACUUUUCACACCGACUGAAAGGCGUGAGCUAGAGAGAGAAGCUGAGAACUGCCGUGAACAUUGCCAAACGCUGCUGGUCUCUUUGGAGACAGUGGAAAAGGAUGAGUUAGCCUCUCGUGCUUACCUCUCAGAGCUGCAGAGCAUCAAGUCACACCUAGAGGACGCAGAGAGCAGGCUGAUGCGUGGCAUACAGACUCCACACCCUAGCACAAUAUCAGGAGAUGUCGCAGACAAUGCGGUUCACAUAGCAGAGCAAGAGAAGCUACAGCGGGAUUUAAAGGGUCUCCAGUCAGAUUUGGGCGAGGUGUCUCGUCGCUGCGUGAGCUUCUUUGAGGAGAAGCCUUCCUCUUCCAGUGUGCCUGUCCUACGUUCUGAGCUCAACCUGGCUGUAGAGCACAUAGAGAAACUCAACUCCCUCUCCUCCGUUUAUCUGCAAAAAUUAAAGACGGUAGAUGUGUUGAUGAGAAGCCUGCAGGCUGCAGAAAGUCAAGUGAGAAAGUAUGAGAGUCGACUGAGUGAAGAAGAUAUUGUGCCUGCUGAUACGGCUGCAAUCCAGGCCUUGGGAGAGCAGUUAAAGAAAUGGCAUUCAGAGCUGGAGAAACAGGAUCACAUAUUCCAGAGUCUGAGUUUAGAGGUCCAGCAGGCUAGAGAGGUCGGAAACCAGCUCAGCCAGCUGCACCCUGACCGUAGCCCUGAACUGGACCGCUACCAGGAGAAAGCAAUCCAGCUCACAGAGAGGUGGAGUGGAUUGCGUAGGCAAAUGGAGACACGGCAAGCAGAUCUUGAGGUGUUGGGUUCAGUGCUGCAGCAGUACAGAGAAGGCCACACUUCUCUCAUCCGCUGGAUAGAGGAGACCACAGAUAAACAGGAGAACACACAACCCGAGCAGACAGACAGCAGAGCUUUGUCAGAACAACUCGCACAGCAAACGGCCUUGGUGGUUGAGAUCGAACAGAACCAGGUGAAACUGGAUGAGUGCCAGACAUACUCUAAACAGUACUGCGCUGCUGUUAAGGACUAUGAACUCCAACUUAUGACGUUCAGAGCUUUUGUUGAAUCAACCCAGAAGUCCCCUGUGAAAAGGAGGAGGAUGCACUCUUCAUCAGAUGUCAUUACACAGGAGUUUAUGGAUUUACGCACACGCUACACAGCUCUGGUGACCCUGACAACGCAACAUGUCAAGUAUAUUAGUGAUGCACUACGACGACUGGAGGAGGAAGAGAAAGAGGUGGAAGAGGAGAGGCAGGCACGAGUGGGGCAGGUCUCAGAGCUGCUUGGAUGGGUAAAAGGCCUACAGGAGCGUGCUGGCAGAACUGCUGAGCCAUCACUUGCUGCACAGCAGGCUAUUAGUGAGCAGUUAGCAGCUAAAAAAGAGGAAGUUGCUGAAGCUAUCAGGAGCACCCAAGUCUUCCUGAUGUCAAAGCAGGCCAGCAAGCUGUCUUCUGAAGAGCGUGCCCAGGUUGUCUCCCAGCUGGAUGAGCUGACAGCUGCCUACACUCAACUGUGUGACAGUUCUGCCGCACAGUUGCAACAACUAGAGGAGCAGCUGGCCAAAGAGGAGAAGCGCAAGGAUCAAGAAGUCAUCGCUGGAGUAAUUGACCUUGGCACCAUGGAAACCUUUCCAGUUUUUCAGGCAGCACAGCGUGGCCUCAUAGAUCAAGACACCUGUCAUGUACUGUUAGAGGUACAGGUUGUCAUGGGGGGUCUAUUUCAGCCUGACUCCCCUGAUUACCUGUCAUUAGAUAAGGGUCUUUCCAAUGGUUUGAUUGAUAAACGUACCUACCAAUCACUGGAAGAGUUAGAGACUGCCCUUUGUCUUGUCAACACAGCAAAAUUUGCAGAGGGUCAGGAAUUAUUACCAGUAGCCACUGCUAUGAAAGAAGGUGUCAUAAAGGAGUUGGUGGGGCUCCGUAUACUUGAGCUGCAGAUAAGCUCUGGCGGCCUGAAGGUUGGUUCCAAUGGAGAAAUGAUCAGCCUGGAUAUUGCAAGGCAGAAGGGAUUGCUAUCCACCGAUCUUUGUCAAAAGCUGCAGUCCUGUCUUCACCGACGAGAACUUAUUGAUCCAAAUACAGCAGAAAAACUAAGUCUGGUUGACUUUCAACAGCGUUGUGUUCUCAAUCAGGAGACGGGUCUGCGCUUUUUUCCAGUUAAACAAAAGCCAGGUGGAACUGUCUGCUUAUGUUCUGGCAGAAAGGUGGGAAUAUUCCGUGCUGUUCAAGAGGGGCUCAUCGACCGUCAUGUCACAGCUCGACUUCUGGAGGCUCAGUUGUUUGCUGGAGGCAUCACAGACCCCCGGUCAGGACACAGAUUGACUGUUAAUGAGGCUGUCCGGCAUGGCCUGAUGGAUCAAGACUUGGCCUGCACCCUCAUGACUCGACAGCUUCAAGCAGGGGGAAUAAUAGAUCCAGUAAGUGGGGACCGUCUAGAGCUGGAUGAGGCCAUACAAAGAGACCUUCUCUCUCCACGCUUAGCCUUACGUGUACUGGAAUCUCUCCAGUCUUUUAUGGCAAUACUGUGGCCAGAAUCAGGAGAGCUACUUCCUGUAAGUGAGGCACUUCAGCAGGGUGUUGUUAAUAGAGAGCUUGCUUCAAAAGCCCUGAGAAAACGUCAUUCUGUUGGUGCAGUAUAUCUGCCUGAGAGUGGACAGGUGGUCCCUCUACAUCAAGCUGAGAAGAUACUUCAACCUCAGGCGGUGGAGAUCCUAAAACAGACCCAGGUUCCAGAUGUCCUUCCCCAUGUGAUUCAGUCAAGUUCCUCAUAUAUGAAGCGAUUGAGUUCAGGAUCUACCUAUUCUUCAUCACCCCCUGCCUCACAUGCAGAUAUCAGUUAUGACUUUUCCAUCACAGAGGAAGGCAGUUCAGAAGAGCAGGUUCAAAACCACCUUCUCACUCAAGUGAUGACGCACAGCUACAUUGAUGCUCACUCAGGAGAACGCCUAGUACUACUAGAACCAGAAAUGGUAGAACUACUAUGUGAAAAUGUUAAAACCACAAACCUAGACAGACCUGUUCAACACAAAAUCUCUGACAACAUUAGAGUUACAAUGUACAGCACAGCUAUGAGUGGGAUUGAAGAGGAUUUGGAAGAAAUUGAAGAACCAAAGAUUAUACAAUAUAAAACUGCCUGCAAGGACUCUUAUGUGGAAGAGACUGUAGAAAUGGCAGGGGAAGAUCUUGCACCCUUGGUGAUCAGUGAAAGAAACUUUAUAGAGCCUUUGGUUUUGCAAGAGAAAUUUCUGUCUUCAGAAGAGUAUGGACAACCCAAGAUAAAAGGUAAAAUUGCCUGCAAGAUCGCUGAUAUAGGAGAGACAAUGGAAAGAACAGAAGAAGAUCUUGCACUGCUGACAGAAACAAACAGAGCCUUUAUAGAGCCUUCAAAUGAAGCAAUUCAGCAAGAAAAAGUUUUGUCAUCAACAGACUAUGUAGAUGUAAAAGAUGACAUUGACAGCAAGAACGCUGACGUGGGUAAGACUAUAGAAGGAGCAGGGGAAGAUCUUGCAUGCUUGACAGACACAGACAGAAUUUUUAUUGAACCUUCACAAGCAGAGGUUUGGCAAGAGAAAGUUCUAUCAUCAAGAGAAUAUAAACAACCCAAAAUGAAAAAAGAUGAAAUUGAGAGCAAUAAGGAUGAUGUGGUUGAGACUAUCAAAAAAGCAGAGGAAGAUCUUCCACACUUGACGAGUAAAGACAGACCCUUUAUAGUGCCUUCACAUAAAGAGGACUGGCAAGAGAAAGUUCUGUCACCAGGAGGACAAGGUAAAAUUGCUUGCAUGGACACUGAAAUAUCGAGUGAAACAUUAGAAAGAGCAAAGGAAGAUCUUGCACCCUUGACAGAAGCAGCCAGAGCUUUUAUAGAGCCUUUACAUAAAGAGAACUUAAAAGUGAAAGUUCUCUCAUCAGGACAUUAUGAAGAGCCCAAGAUCAAAAAAGAUGAAACUGCCAGCAAGACUAACUUGGGUGAGACAAUAGAAAGACAAGAAGAAGAUGUUGCAGCUUUGACAGGCUCAGAAAGAGCAUUUAUAGAGCCUACACAUGAAGUUGUUUGGCAAGAGAAAGUUCUAUCAUCAGGAAAAUAUGAAGAGCCAAUGAUUAUAAAAGGUAAAAUUGCCUGGAAGAACACUGGUAUGGGUGAGAGGAUAGAAAGAGCAGAGGAAGAUCUUGCACCCUUGACAUGCACAGAGGGAAAUUUAAUAGAGGUCUGGCCAUCAGGAAAAUGUGAUAAACCUAAGAUUAAAAAAGAUGAAAUUGACUGGAAGAACACUGAAAUGAGUGAGACUAUAAAAGAAUCAAAGGAAGAACUUCCAACCUUGACAGGCACAGAAAAAGCCUUUAUAGAGCCUUCACAAGUUGAAUACUGCCAAAAGAAACUUCUGUCAUCUGAUCAAUAUGAAGAACCCAAGAUUAAAACAAAACAAAUUGCCAGCAAGAAGACAGAUAUGGAGAAGACUAUAAAAAGUACAGAGGAGCAUCUUGAACCCUCAACAGGGACAGGCCAAUCCUUAAUAGUGCCUUUGCAUACAAGCUCAACCCUACAACAGACUGUAUCAGAUAACGGGACGCUCUCUCAAAAUCAAUUUGGAGAUUCAACAAGAAAAGAAUCUAAGAAAACACUUGAGCUGGAACAAGCAGAGAGUAGUGGGAUAUUUCUAGAAAAAUCUGAACAAAAAUUUUUUGACAUUGAUGAAAGCAGUGCACAUUCUUCAAUCCAAGAUACUGUAAAAUUAGUACAAUACGAUCAGCUAAAUGCCAAAUCAGAUGAAGCCAAGACUGCAAAACAGUCAGAGGAACUAAAGAAAAUGGUUGAACAAGAGGUAAAUAAAGACGUGUUUGAUAAACCUGAGAAAUUAGACCCUUCAGAAAUGAAGACUUUGUCUGUGGAACAAAGUGACGAUGAUGCGAAGCUUGAGAGUAUGGCUUUGGAACUGCAACAAAGUGGUCUUGUAACUGUAGGUGGCCAAAAAGUUAUCUUGGAUGAAGCUCUGGCGCAGGGUUUGCUUCCAGGGCACACUGCUAUUAAACUUAUGGAAAAAGCUGGUCUCUUCAGUGGUUUUCUGGAUAUUAAUGCCUGUAAGUCUCUUAGUGUUGAGGAUGUGAUGCAAGAAGGCCUGUUGGAUGAGGACUUGAUGACCUGUGUAUUUCAUUCAGAGAAGAUUUUAGCCGGUGUGAUUGAUGUGGAGCAUGGUCGGCUCUGCUCAAUAAAGGAUGCUGCUGAUGCAGGCCUGUUGGACUCCAAUACAGCUGAUCGUCUCCUUGAAGCCCAGGUCGUGUCAGGAGGAAUAGUUGACCUGCAGAGAGACAAGAAGGUAUCAGUUACUCUUGCAGCCAACCUUGGGUUGAUUGAAGAGGGUAGGAAUGAGAAGCUUCUUGCACUGGAAAAGUCAUGUCGGGGAAAAUGUUCAGAUGCAAAUGCAUUGCAAACCAAGUUGGCGCUACAGUUACAAAUGAAAGGGGUGGUGGACCCAAAAACCAGAAAGCCAGUCCCACUGGAACAAGCCCUUCAGAUUGGCAUAAUUGGUCAAGAUAUGGCUCAGAAGAUUUUAAGUCAGCAAGUUGCAGAAGGUGGCAUUGUGCAUCAUGGCUCUGGUGUUCGCCUCACAGUUGUGGAUGCACUAGACCUGGGACUAAUGGAUCACACAAUUGCUCCAAAGUUAAAAGCGCUAGAAAAAUCUUUCAAGGGCCAGGAACCAUUUAGUUUAGAUCCAGAUGCUUCACUUCUUCAAGCAUCUACAGGUUCCAUAUAUGACGAUGCAUCAAAAAGCAGGCUUACUCUGAGUGAGGCUGUUUCUAAAGGCCUUCUAGAUGGUGAAACAGCAAACAAAGCUAUGGACUUACCCAAUGUGAAAAGUGGAUUGUUGGACCCUCAUAACGCUCAUAUUGUGCCCUACUCUGAGCUGAUAAACCAGGGUAAAAUUGACAUUGAGACGGGACAGAGGUUUCUUGAAGUGAGAUCUUUCAGGGGUAUUCCACACAAACAAACUAAUGAAAUGAUGACCUUACCACAGGCAAUUAAAGCGGGCCAAGUGGAUCCCAUACCUGCAGCGAGAGUAUUGCAGAGUCAAGCAGAUACGGGGGGUAUCAUUAACAUUUACAGUGGAGAGCGUUUGCCUCUUCCAGAGGCUAUAAAUAAAGGCUUAGUUGAUAAAGACAUGGCUAAAUGUAUUGCAAAAAAUCAAAUCUUAAAAGGGGGGCUGCUCAAUCCAGCCAGUGGGCAAAAGGUCCCCAGCGUCACUGAGGCAAUUGGAUUUGGGCUUAUUUCAACAGAAAUGGCUGCAGAACUUCAACACGACAUGUGCCAUGUAGAUGAAAGUGAGAGGAAAAUAUCAGCCUCUUCAACGAAUGGAACACCUUGUCCUCUCGUUCCUGAGAUGGAAUCAGAUCAGGUCAGCCCUAAUAAAAUGUUACCUGAGAAAAAUCUAUUGAGCAUACCACCACCAUCACCAUAUCUUAGAGAGGCUGAAAUAAAAGAUGCAGAUCUUCUAAAAAAAGAGGAGCUUGAAGUUUUUGACGUCUGUCCUGAUUCAGAAAGCAAGGCAAAAUUGGUUGAUGCAGUAAUGCAGGACCAAAAUGAUACAUCUUUGGAGGUUCUGACUGAAUUUACCUUGAAAGUAGAGAAAAGACUUCAGCAUGCCAUUAAAGAGAUAAAGCCCACAAAAAGCAAAGAUAUCAAAUCACAGCCAAUCCAAAGCCCUGAGCAACCCCAAGAGAUUUCUGAGAUAAAAUGGCAAAGGAUUGAAGUUAAGGACUCAACAACUUUACAUGACCAAACCAUAGAGAUGGAAAUCCAGAGGGAGACAGUUAAUGAAUCUGCAAUUUCUAUAGAUAUUUUCUCAGAAAGCACUGAUAACAGCAGGGAACAAGUCCCAUCUACAGAGCAAACAAAAGGAGAGACAGAGAUCCAAAGGCAGACAGUAAGUGAGCCUGCAACCUCUAAAGUCAUUUUCUCAGACAGUGAUGAUGGCUUGCAAAACAAGGAACCAAACCCUUCUAUAGAGCAAAUAGAAGGAGAUAGUUUUAAGCUAGAAGCAGAUCAGUUGGUGUUAAAAACAGAGGAAAUCAAGGACAGGCAGAAGACUGGAUUGGAUCCUUGUGCUUCCACACCCACAAAGACAGUUAAGGUACCAGGAAAGAAGAAAGGCAGAGGGAAAAAUGGUAAGCAAGCUAAAAUGGAAAUUGCUGAAAAGCCACAAGUUUCAGACACCUCAGCCAGAAUUUCACCUACAGAAAAAGCAGAGGUUGAUGGACAAGACAGCUUUAUCACAAGUCAAAAGCCUAUAAUGAAAGAUGACAAAGUGAAGGUGAUCGAAGUACAGCUAUCAGAGGCAACCCAUGCAAGUGGUGGCAUUGCACCUGUGCCAGAGAGCGAUGAGAAUGUGCAAGGCAAAGAUUUGGAAAUGGGGAUGGAUAGAACUUCUAAUGAAACUGAGACCCCUAAACUUGAGUCUGAUCAUGAAAACAAUGCAAGACAGAAAGAGAAGACUCUAACACGCCAUAGUGUCACAACUACAACAAAAACAGACCAGGGUCAGGAAGCUAUUGAAGAAUUUAAGGACCUUGGCACUGAGAUAUCAGAAAAAAAGAGGAAGAAGAAAAGCAAAAGUAAAAAAGCUAAGCAAGUGUUUAUUGUUGAAGGAGAAGAGAAAAGAGAUGAUGAGACUCAUGAAGAGCAAAAGACUGUGAUCCCUGAGGCUCAACCCGAAAGCAGUCAGUCAGAUGAGAAAGAAAGUGUGAAGCAACUUGAGAAAGCCAACCAGGCAAUGGCACAGAAGGAAAUACUUUUGAUGAAAGCUAAGGAAAGCAUUCUUAGGAAGGUGUUUGAGCGAGGAGUGACCGAAAAACAAGCUGCUGAAGAAUUAGAAGCAAUGCGUCAAGUAGCCAGUAAUGGAGAACGCCGCAUGACCACCCAAGAGGAAACUUUUGUAGAAAAGACAAGCAUUAAGCCUCCUCAAAGUAAGGAGGACAAUAAACUACAGCAAACGGGGCAAGAAAUGAAAGAAAGGGUUGAAAGGUCAGCAUCAAACAUUGCAGAGGAUCUUCUACCUGGGUUUGAUACUGAUGCACGCUCCUCAGCUAAAGCACAGCUUCAAAAACAGAAAGAUCAACUUGACAAGCGUGCAAACACCGGAUUAAGUGGGGAUGAUAUGAAUCAAAAUAUUCCAUCUAAGAAGACCCCUGAUGACAUUGUGGACAUAAACCAGAAAGAGCUAAUUCCAAUCCAGAAUUUAGAAGGGGAAAACAAAGAAAGAACAGCAGAAGAACAAAGCAUUGAGCCAUUAUAUACGGAAGAUGAAAAGUUGAUAGACCCUGAGAUUGAAUUGACCUUGCCAGCAAGUGCUGCAGUGACUGACAGUGAAGUUGCUAAAUCAAUAUCCCUCAGAUGUGUCCUUGACAUCCCAGUAAUGAAGGACUCCAAGGAGCUUCUGUCAAGUGAGGUGCAUACUCCUUUACAAAUUGCCAAAACAUCUAUGAAGAAGGUAAGCAAUGAAGUUCAUCAAGAAAGAGACAAGGAGCCCCCUUUCAGUGAUUAUGAAGCCACAGAUGAACCUUCUAUCCAAGAAUGUAAAACUUCUGGACUUCCCCUUACGGAGGUGCUCCCAGAGUCUGAUAUCAAGCAGAAAAAAGAGGUGGAGGAAUAUGCAAAGGGUUUAGUGGAGAAGCGACCUGAAGAAAUUCAAAUAAAUAUUGAACAAAUAAGCAGGGACACUGCAAAAGCUAGCAAGUCCUCACUUGCCCGCCAAGAGUGCUUAGAGCAUGACCAACAGAUUGUGGCCUUGCUCUCCAUGGUGAGACACAUCGAGGUCCGCCUUAAGCAGCAGCAACAACAGUCUGUUGGUCGAAGUCUCUCCGCACUUGAUGACAUAAUCAGACAGACAGAGGUUCUUUUCCUGGAAAUUAGUGACUUGGAACCAGAAGUGAACAAGGAGACUAAAGCUGCCACACAGUUAGUGGAGUCUCACCCUCAGGAUGUUCCACCUCAGCUGCUUAUGGCCCUGAACAAAGAUGGGCGAAGCUUAACCCGGGCUUACAGUGCAUCUAGGGACCUUGCCAAGAAUACUUUGCAGGGGUUACAAGCACAACGUGAUGCACAAAACGAAGCUGUAAGCAGUCAGCUGAAAUCUUUGGAAGAGCAAAUUAACAAACUUCUCAGCUGGCUUAAGGAAACUGAGACACAAAUGCAGGAAGAAACAGGGGUAGAUGGAAUGACAGUGGCAGAGAUCAGUCGUAAGCUACAGUUGUGCCAGCAUAUACAGAACUCUCUCGCUGCUCGAUCCAAUGAAGUCAGUAAUGUGGCAUUCAAUAUUCAGGUGUUUAUCUCUGAGCAUGCUCAGGACUUGCUUCCAGAUCAGAGCAGGCAUCUCCUUGGACAGCUGGAGCAGCUACAGAGGGUCUUUCACCAGGCCGUUGGUCUCAGUCACGCCAGGGCAGAGGCACUGUCGAUUCAGCAGACGAGAGAGAAUGAACGAAUGAAGAAAGAACAAAAAGAGAAAAUGGAAAAAGAAAAAGAAGAGAAAAUGGAAAAAGAGAGACAAACUAAAAGGGAUAGAGAGGUUGUGCAGCAGCAAAAGGCAGAAUGCUCUGAAAAACUAGAGAAUCUCAAAAUGUGGUUGGCUGGUGCUGCCAGCAUCCUGGCCAAUCAGAGAGCUGGGGUUGAGUCAGAUGACGUCAGCGCGUUACAGCAAAAGCAAAAAGAGCUAAAGGAGGUGGAGAAUGACCUUCAGAUCAAAAGUGACUUGUUGAAUGAGACUAUACGUUCAGUGGAGGAGUUCUUGUCUGACCGGGGUGACAGUCUGAGUCCUGAAGAGAGGGCUAAACUACAGGGUGCUCUUUCACAAAUGAAGGAGCAGCACAGCUCACUUACAAAGUCAAUCCACUCCUCACUGGCUCAAGUAGACACUGCCAUUGUCACAACACUGCAGCAGAACACACAAAGAGCUAAAGCAGAGGAGCAGAUGCAGGAGACACAGGAAAGAAUAGACACACUGCUCAGAGAAUUGUCAUCAUUGGACGACUCAAAGAGGAGGUCACUUGGCAACACCGUAACUGACACCCCGUCAUCUGUGCCACAAGAGAAUGCUCUGAAUUCUCACAGUGACAUGCUUCAGACCGAGCUGCAGCAGUUACAAGCUCAACAGGCUCACCUUCAGCAGGUGGCCCAGUCUGUCCGCUCCCUCCUGGAACAACCCGACUCCAGUGUGCCACCAGAGGAGAAACAACGCUUACGGGCAAAGCUGGAACAACUACAGAGUCAGCAUCAGGAGCGUCUCCAGAACUGUCAGGACAGACUGAGGCGGGCAGAUGCCCUCAGAGACGAGUUUGCUAAGUUUGUUCAGGAGCACGGGAACCUGGGAACAUGGCUGGAUCAGAGUGAGCAAGAGCUACGAUCACUUGGGGAAGGCGAAACAGAUGGAAAGGGCCUAAAAGACAGGAUAGAGGAGCACAAAAAGCUUGCAGAAGAUGUCAUCUGUCACAAAGCAGAUCUGCGCUUUGUGACUAUCUCUGGUCAGAAGGUUCUGGAUUCUGUCCAGGGGGCCCUGGAGAGGGUGGGCAGUCCUGAUCCAGCUCUGGAGGAAACCAGACAUCUAGUCAGUGACAAGCUCCAAGAUGCCACACAGCGCUACAAUUCAUUACACAGCAAGUCCUCAGAACUUGGCACCCGUCUCUCAGGUCUCCUGGAGCAAUACCAGCACUACCAAGAUGAAGUUGGUUCUUUAGACUCCUGGCUGAGCACCCAGGAGCAAAAUCAGAGUGUGUUUAAACCCAGCGGAGAGCAACCAGACACCCAGACAUUGCAGCACACUCUCAGUACUGUACAGCUGUUGCAGGAUGAGUUGGCAGAGCGUUCGGUACAGCUCGAGAAGGUCAAGAGAGCAGGAAAAGAUCUGGUCAGCACUCAGGAGUCCCCAACUCUCAAAAAUGCAGAUAUUAACAGUAUUACAGAUGCUCUGGAAAAGCGCUUUGAAACCCUGUCUGAUUCAAUAUCAGCGAGGGCCACAGAGCUUCAAACAGCUGUUGCUCAAUCAGUCAGUGUUCAGGAGGGGCUUAAAGCACUGCUGGAGUGGUUAGAUGGCCUACCUUUAUCACCUGGCGCAGUCCAGCCCACUGCUCAAGCAGUUCAGGAUGCCCUGACACAAAAUCAGAAAAUACGUCAGGAGCUUCUUUCGAGGCAGGGAAGCGUGGAUGCCACCUUGGACUCUGUGUCCAAGCUUCUGAAGUCUGCAGAUGCAUCGACAGCAUCUGGCCUGCAGGGGGCACUGCAGGACGUGAGUCAGCGCUACACAGCAGCCCAGGCCAAGCAAGCAAAAAGAGAGACUGAGUUGCGGGGACUUUUGCCCAAGUUGGAGAGCUUUGAGCGCCAGAGCGCAGACCUCCGCAGCUUCACGCAGAGUCGAGAAAGGGCUCUCAGCCCAGUAGGCCAACCAGACUGCAGUGUGGUUGACUACAGACAGACCAUAGAGGAGGUGAAAUCAGAAAUUACCCAAGAGUCAAGUCAGUUAAAAUCAUUUAUCGAGCUUGGUUCAGACCUAAGCCAAUCUGGGAUCCUUGCCAAUGUACAAAGCCUUCUGGACACAACCAAAGAGGUUUCUGAGGACUUUGCACACUUGGAAUCUAAUGUCAAUCAGAGAUUUGAUUCCAUCCAGAGCUGCGUUCAGGAACUGUCAGAGUUUCGCUCUCGCUCUGGCUCCCUCCUCAGGUGGCUGCAGUCAGUACAAGAGCAACUUCCUGCCAAAGAGCCUAACCUAAGCACAGAAGGCCUGCAGAGAAGAGCACAGCAGCUUAAAGAUCUGCUCACAGAAUGGGAGACCCAAGGAAGCCAAGUUCAGGAGUUGAACAAGACCAGUUCACAACUUGAGAACUUGAUUAUUAACACCACAGCCCCUAAAAACAAGGCUGGUGUUUCCCAGCUCAAUGGUGCUUCCAGCCCCAACAGUGUUAAUGGCAUUCACACCUGUAAAGACUUGACGGAGAUCCAGGUGGCAGUGGCAGAUGUGAACUGCAAGUAUGAGCAGCUGGGCAGUGACCUGAGGGAGAGGAAGGGUAGGCAAGAGGCCUCUCUUGACCUGCGGCAGAAGGCCAGGCAGGGCACUGAGGCACUCAUCCAGUGGCUGGGCCCCCGUGAACAGAGCCUGGCACAAGGGCAGUCCGCCUCACCCUCACGGCCAGAGGUGGUGCGUGCUCAAGCCCAAGAGACCAAGGUUUUACUUUCUGAGCUUGCUGAGCAUUCUGGGAAAGUGGAGGAUCUCAAGAACGUUCUGAAGCAGCUAAUAACAGAUAAUCCAGACUCUCCUGAAGCUGAGACAUGGAAACGUCAGCUUGAAGACAUAGAUUCACGGUGGACUACAGCCAAUCAGACUGCAGCACAGAGGCAGACUGAAUUGGAGGCGUGUGCUGAUAGGCUGGGUAGUUUUGCAGCAGCAGCCAGUCAGUUAGGACCAUGGCUACGAGAGAAAGAGCUGAUGAUGAGUGUAUUAGGCCCACUGAGUAUUGACCCCAACAUGCUCAACACACAGAAACAACAAGUGCAGUUCAUGCUACGUGAGUUUGAGACACGGCAACCCCAGUUUGACCAGCUGACUCAGGCGGCAGAGGGAAUCCUCUCUCCGACUGGAGAUGAGGGUUCUAGAGAUGGACAGGACCUAGAGGAGGUGAGGCAGGAGCUGGCAGACAUUUCACAUCAAUGGGAAGACCUCACCUCUCGUCUCACGGGCCGCUCUCAGCAGAUCGACCAGGCACAGGGAACCAGCGAGCGCUACCUGGCCCUUCUCAGGGAGCUGUCUCAGAGUGUGGCCAAUCUAGGUGAGAGGCUGGAUGCACAGGCCUCUCUGAGCGCUCAACCCGAAGCCCUACGCCGUAGGCUUCAGGAAACGGGGGAGAUCCGCUCUGAGCUGGAACAGAGACGGGGUCAACUGGCCCAGGCUGAGCAGCUGUGUGCGGAGCUCAGCACAAUUGUGGCCGAACCGUAUCUCCGAGAUGAGUUACACAAGAGACUGGAGAGUGUGAGCGGCCCCCUCAGGAACCUAGAAGAGCGGGCUGCUGAUGGCUUGUCCCAGCUGCAGGCCGCCCUGUCCAGCACUCAACAGUUCCAACAGAUGUUUGACGAGCUUCGUGGCUGGUUGGAUGGGCAGGCUGGGAGCCACACAGCUGGGAUUUCUGAAGCCCUUCCUUGCCAACCUGACAUUCUGAAGACCCUUCUCGCCCAACAUGAGGAUCUCCAGCGAGCCAUAGCACAACAACGUGGAUCCUAUGAGCUCAUCCAGGCUGAAGGGGCAUCUCUACUGGCAUCCCUCCCUGCUGGAGAUGAGCGAUUAGCCCUACAGACUCGAUUAAACACCUUACGGCAAGACUGGGAUGGCAUGAACCAACAGGCCACUGAGAAACACUCUCGAAUAAAAGACAUGCUGUCCCGUGCUGAGCUGUACCAACAACACCGCAAUGAGCUUGUACCCUGGGUUGCAGAAUGUGAGGAAAGGGAGGCAGAGAUCCACCCAUCACUGGAUCCCGCCGCCUUAGACGAGGCUUUGCAAAAGGCUAGACAGUUGAGUCUUGACUUAGAUCGCCGUCGCCCCCUCGUAGAGUCUCUGAACACAGCAGCAGAUCAGCUGCUGGAGCAGAGCUGCACUGGCGAAGAGGAAGUGAGGGAUGAAAAGGCUCAGCUUAAUCGCAGGAUAGACGGCCUCUCUGAGCGACUACAGGGACGCACGGCUCAGCUAGAGGAGUUGGGAAGCAGACUGAAGGAGUUUGAAGAUGGCAGACUGGCUGUGGAGAGAAGACUCGAAGCAGCCAGGCAUCAGAUCGAGGUUCAGGAGGCACUUGGGCCACAAGCUUGUAGCAACAAAAGCCUGGAGCGUUUGCGUAGCCAACAGGAACUGUUAAACUCUGUACAGCCACAGGUGGUAUACCUGCGAAAUCUGGCUCAGGGGCUGCUGCAGGAUGCACCUGAGAUAUCUGGGGCUGGCGAAGAUGGCGGCCAGAGGCUAAUGCAGCAAGCUCGUGAUACGGAAAAAGAGUUUGAAGAAGUUACUGAGAAGACUGAGCAAUGCUGCUCAUCCUUGGAGUCCCGGUUGCAGGGCGUGGGAGAGGUCCAGUCACGUGUUCGAGAUAUUUUCUCCCGCCUGGCUGAUUUGGACGAUGAGCUGGACAGCCUUAGCCCUGUGGGACGAGAUGCUGACUCCUUGGCCUCGCAGGCUGACGCUGUCAGAGGCUUCCUGAGCCGACUUGAUGCCCUCCGUGCCGAGCUGGAAGGUCAUGGUGGGGAAUGCACAACUAUGCUACGUAGAGAGGGGAGCUCUCCUGAUCUUCUGGCCCUCAGGAGAGAAACCGAAGCCCUGAGCAGACAGGCAGGCAAGCUGGCAGAGCGGGGCCAGAACCGUCUGGCACUCAUAGAAGCAGCAGAAGAACGUGUGAAGGAGUUCUACUCCCGACUGGCCGACCUACAGGGGUUGCUGGGACGGGCAGAGGAAGUGCUGAACACACAGGCUGUCGUGGGGACAGAAGUAGAGGUCAUUAAACAGCAGCUUCAAGAAUUCAAGGCAGUGGAAAGGGAGCAGUUUGACAGCAUUCAGCCUAAACUGCAGCAUGUCAACGCUGUGGGUCAAGGUCUCAUCCAGAGUGCAGCCAAACACACCGACACUCAGGCCCUGGAACAUGACUUGGAGACCACCAACCUGCGCUGGAACUCCCUCAACAAGAGGGUUGCUGAAAGAAUCGCACAGCUGCAGGAGGCCCUGUUGCAUUGUGGGAAGUUCCAAGAUGCUCUAGAGCCACUCUUGAGCUGGCUGAGUGACACAGAAGAGCUCAUAGUCAAUCAAAAACCUCCCUCCGCUGAGUACCGUGUGGUCAAAGCACAAAUUCAGGAGCAGAAGCUGCUGCAACGGUUACUGGAUGACCGCCGUGGGACAGUGGAGAUGAUCAGGGCAGAAGGAGAGCGCAUCGCUGCUACGGCUGAGACACAAGACAGAGACAAAAUCCAGAAACAACUUAAGAGCCUUGGAGAAAGAUGGACAAACCUGCUGGAAAAGGCCAGCGCCAGGCAACGGCAGCUAGAGGAGCUGCAGGUGUUAGCGCUGCAGUUCCAUGAGGCCGUGGAGCCCCUCGGGGAGUGGUUGAGCGCAACAGAGAGACGUUUGAGCUCCGCUGAGCCAAUGGGAACCCAGACCUCCAAAAUCACACAGCAGAUUGUAAGACACAAGGCUGUCCAAGAGGAGGUGUCCUCUCGGGAAAAUGAUGUAGACCAUCUUGAGACGCUCAGCCAAUCAUUGUACCCGCUCAGCUGUGUGGCGGAUCGAGAUUGGCUGGGCGAUCGUGUGGCGGCAGUGCGCAACGGGCACACGGAGCUGCGUGAUUGGUGCGAUCGGAGAGAGGCCAUGCUGGAGCAGGCCCUGGCCAAUGCUCAACUAUUUGGAGAGGAAGAGGUGGAAGUCCUUAACUGGCUAGCUGAGGUGGCCCAGAGACUGUCUGAGGUCUCAGUACAGAGUUAUCAGCCGGAGCUACUAGAGCAGCAGCACAAACACACACUGGCUCUUAAUGAAGAGAUUAUCAGCAGGAAGAAGACAGUGGACCAGGCCAUUAAGAAUGGACAGGCUCUGCUUAAACAAACCACUGGUGAGGAGGUCCUGUUGAUCCAGGAGAAGUUAGAUGGUAUCAAAAGCCGCUACGCAGAGAUGACAGCGGGCAGCAGCAAGGCCCUCCGUACUCUGGAACAGGCCCUUCAGUUGGCCACACGAUUUGCUAGCUCACAUGAUGACAUCAAUCAAUGGUUGGAUAGUGUGGAGGCAGAGCUUAACAAUGUUGAGCCAGACACAACACCAGCCUAUCAGGACAGACAGAGGGAGCUGAAGUGUGUGUCUGCUGAGAAGAGGUUAGUUCUGGAUACUGUGAAUGAGGUAGGCAGUGCUUUACUGGAUCUAGUGCCCUGGCGUGCACGGGAAGGCCUGGACCGCCUGGUCGCUGAUGCCAAUCAGCGCUACCGCCAAGCAGAUGAGACCAUCACACAGAGAGUGCAGUUAGUGCAGGCUGCCAUCCAAAGGUCACAGCAGUAUGAGGAGGCAGUCGAUGCGGAGCUGACUUGGGUCGGUGAGACAGAGAGGAAGUUAGCGUCUCUGGGGCCUCUGAGUCUGGAGCCCGAUGUGACUGUGGCACAGCUCCAGGUGCAGAGAGCCUUUAACAUUGACAUCAUCCGUCACAAAGACACCGUGGACCAACUUCUUAAGACACGAGAGGACAUCCUGGAGAGCUGCAGUGAACAGCAGAGAGAGGCUCUGAAGGUGAAGACAGAUUCUUUAAGUGCUCGUUAUGAAGCAGUAAAUCAGAAUCAUGCUGAGCGCUUCUCAGCUCUGGAGCAGGCUCAGGUGCUGGUGGCGCGGUUCUGGGAGACAUAUGAGGAACUUGAACCCUGGCUGGGCGAGACCGAGACUCUGAUUGCCCAGCUACCCCUUCCCGCCAUUGACACAGACGCACUCAGACAACAGCAAGACCAGAUGAGGCUUCUGAGAGAGUCCAUCUCUGAGCACAAGCCACACAUAGACAAACUGCUAAAGAUCGGCCCACAGCUGGCAGAACUGAGUGCCCAGGAAGGAGCAACAGUGAGACAACGUUAUAAUGAAGCAGAGAGACGUUACAUCAACAUCAAAGAGGAGGUCAAAAGUCGAGCCACAGCACUGGAUGAAGCAGUGUCACAGUCUGCCCAGUUCCAUGAUAAGAUGGACCCUCUGUUGGAGACUCUGGAAGGGGCAGUUCAGCGCUUACGGCAGCCCCCUCCAGUGGCCGCUGAGGUGGAAAAGAUCCGUGAACAACUGGCAGAGCACCGGGCUACAGGACUAGAGCUGGACAAACUCCUGCCGUCUUUCAGCGCCCUGUGUGCCCGAGGAGAAGAGCUCAUCAGCCGAGCCCCACACGAUGAUCCUGCUGCCCAGGCGGUGCGUUCACGACUCCUGCGGCUGCGCUCUCUGUGGGAUGAAAUCAGGCAGAGGGCGGAGGAAAGAGAAGGUAAACUUCAGGAUGUUCUAGAUCUCGCUGGAAAGUUCUGGGCUGACAUGGCCGCUCUGCUGAGCACACUCCGUGACUCUCAGGACAUCGUGAAAGAGCUGGAGGACCCGGGGGUGGAUCCCUCACUCAUAAAACAACAAAUAGAGGCAGCAGAGGCCAUUAAGGCAGAGACAGAUGGGCUGAGGGAGGAACUGGAGAUCGUACGAACUCUUGGAGCUGACCUCAUCUUUGCCUGUGGAGAGACAGAGAAGCCAGAGGUCAAGAAAACCAUUGAUGAGAUGAAUGCCGCCUGGGAAGGCUUGAACCGCACGUGGAGAGAGAGAAUGGAGAGACUGGAAGAGGCCAUGACUGACUCUGUGCAAUACCAGGAUGCUCUUCAGGGCAUGUUUGACUACUUGGACAACGCUGUCAUCAAAUUGUGUGACAUGCCAGCUGUGGGGACAGACCUCAGCACCGUCAAACAACAGAUAGAGGAGCUCAAGCAAUAUAAAGUGGAGGUGUACCAGCAGCAGAUUGACAUGGAGAAGCUUUGUCACCAAGGAGAGCUGCUGCUCAGGAAAGUGAGCGACCAAACAGACCGGGACAUGAUUCAAGAGCCUCUCACUGAGCUACGCCACCUGUGGGACAACCUGGUGGACAAAAUCACAAUCAGACAGCACAAACUGGAGGGUGCGCUGUUGGCUCUAGGUCAGUUCCAGCAUGCUCUCUCUGAGCUGCAGUCUUGGCUCAGUCACACUCAUGCCACACUGGACACCCAGCGACCCAUCAGCUCUGACCCCAAGGCCAUUGAAAUUGAGCUGGCUAAGCAUCAUGUUUUAAGAAACGAUGUGCUGUCCCAUCGGUCCACUGUGGAGACAGUGAACAGAGCGGGCUCAGAGCUGCUGGAGUCCAGUCCUGGAGACGAAAUCAACCACCUGAGAGACCAGCUGGAUGAGCUCAACCGAAGCUGGAAGAACCUUCUGCUGAAGACUGAUGAGAGGCAGAAGCUUUUGGAAGCUGCCCUGCAACAGGCGGAGGGUUUCCAUGGAGAGUUGGAGGAGUUUCUGCAGUGGCUCAGACGCACAGAGAGUCAGCUGUCCGCUGCCAAACCCACAGGUGGCCUGCCUGAGACUGCCAGAGAGCAGCUGCAGCAACACAUGGAGCUCCAGGCUCAGUUGACCAAAAGAGGAGAGCAGUAUCAUCGGCUACUGGAUAAGGGAGAGUCCAUUCUUCUGGCCAGAGGAGGGGAGGAUGCUGGACCUGGUGCCACCCAGACCCAACAGAAUCUGGCCAUGCUACAGAACAAGUGGGCCAGUCUGAAUGCCAAAAUGGAUGACAGAAGGGGUAAACUGGAGGAAGCUGUCUCACUGGCGACAGGAUUCCAAACCUCCCUGCAGGACACCAUAAACUGGCUGACACAGGCAGAGCAGACUCUCAACAUGGCUCAGCCACCCAGUCUCAUUCUCGACACUGUCCUGUUCCAGAUAGAUGAGCACAAGGUGUUUGUGAAUGAGGUGAACACUCACAGAGAGCAGGUUCUGGCUCUAGAGAAAGCUGGCUCUCAGCUGCGAUUUGCCAGUCUCAAACAGGAUGUGGUUCUCAUCAAGAACCUGCUGCUCAGCGUACAGGCCCGCUGGGACAAACUUGUGCAGAGAUCACUAGACAGAGGACGCCAUCUUGAUGAGGCCCGCAAGAGAGCCAAACAGUUUCAUGAGGCCUGGAGGAAGCUGACAGACUGGUUGGAGGAAGCAGAGAGCAGGCUGGACUCUGAGCUGGAAAUCUCUAAUGAGCCUGACAAGAUUAAAGUCCAGCUGGCCAAACAUAAGGAGUUCCAGAAGUCUCUUGGCUCCAAGCAGCCAGUGUAUGACACCACAGUGCGCUCUGGAAAGGCCAUGAGAGACAAGGCCACACUGCCAGCAGACACGCAAAAAUUGGAAAAUUUGUUGGGCGAGGUCCGUGACAAAUGGGACACAGUGUGUGGAAAGAGCGUGGAGAGGCAACACAAGUUGGAGGAAGCCCUCUUGUUCUCAGGUCAGUUCGCUGAGGCUCUCCAGGCACUUGUUGACUGGCUGUAUCGUGUGGAACCUCAGCUCGCAGAGGACCAGCCUGUCCAUGGAGAUCUGGAUCUCGUUUCCAACCUCAUGGAUUCUCAUAAGGUCUUCCAGAAGGAGCUGGGAAAAAGAACCAGUAGUGUGCAGGCUCUGAAGCGUUCUGCUCGAGAGCUGAUGGAGACAGGCCGGGACGACACCGCCUGGGUCAAAGUUCAACUACAGGAGCUUAGCAACCGCUGGGAUACAGUCUGUGCCCUGUCCGUUUCAAAACAGACUCGUCUCCAGCAGGCUCUCAAACAGGCAGAGGAGUUCCGCACAGCUGUUCAGAUGUUGCUGGAGUGGCUGUCGGAGGCGGAGCAAACCUUGCGUUUCCGUGGCGUUCUGCCAGAGGAGGUAGAGACUCUACAGGCGCUACUGCACACGCACCGAGAUUUCAUGCAGACGGUGGAGGAGAAAAGAGUGGAUGUGAAUAAAGCUGCUGGCAUGGGCGAAGCCAUUCUAGCUGUGUGCCACCCAGACUGCAUCACCACCAUCAAACACUGGAUCACCAUCAUCAGAGCUCGCUUUGAAGAGGUGCUGACAUGGGCCAAACAGCAUGAGCAGCGCUUGGAGACGGCUCUGGCUGAAUUGCUCAACAAUGCUACAUUACUGGAGGAGCUGUUGUCAUGGCUACAGUGGGCGGAGACCACACUGGUGCAGCGUGAUACUGAACCACUCCCACAGGACAUCCCUCAACUGAAGACACUCAUCACAGAGCAUCAGGUGUUUAUGGAAGAGAUGACCCGAAAACAGCCUGAUGUUGACAAAGUUACAAAGACAUACAAGAGGAAACCAGCAGAACAUCCCAGCAGUCUGUCAGACAGGAGAGGGGCCCGAAAAAACCAGCAGCAGCAGCAACAACAGCCCUCAGUACAGGUAACUGGUGGUAACCCUCGCCUCACCCAGCUCUGCUCCCGCUGGCAACAGGUGUGGCUGCUCGCCCUUGAUCGCCAGCGCAAGCUCAAUGAUGCCCUCGACAGACUAGAGGAGCUUAAAGAGUUUGCCAACUUUGACUUUGAUGUGUGGAGGAAGAAAUACAUGCGCUGGAUGAACCACAAGAAGUCUCGUGUCAUGGACUUCUUCAGACGCAUCGACAAGGACCAGGAUGGAAAGAUCACCCGCCAGGAGUUUAUCGAUGGCAUCUUGGCAUCAAAGUUCCCAACCAGCAAGCUAGAGAUGACGGCUGUUGCUGAUAUUUUUGACCGUGACUGUGAUGGCUACAUCGACUACUAUGAAUUUGUGGCUGCUUUGCACCCCAACAAAGAUGCUUACAGACCCACAACAGAUGCCGAUAAGAUUGAGGAUGAGGUCACCAGACAAGUAGCUCAAUGCAAGUGUGCCAAGAGGUUUCAGGUGGAGCAGAUCGGAGAGAACAAGUACAGGUUCUUCCUUGGGAAUCAGUUCGGAGACUCACAGCAGCUGCGUCUUGUUCGAAUCCUGCGCAGUACCGUCAUGGUUCGCGUUGGAGGUGGGUGGAUGGCGCUGGAUGAAUUCUUGGUGAAGAACGACCCUUGUCGAGUGCAACAUCCAGGACUUAAAAUCCUGCGUUCUGACUCCAGCAGCUCCAUAUCAUCUCGCAUAGUGACAGUCACUCCUGGCUAUUUCUGCUGCAGAGCUCGAGGACGUACCAACCUGGAGCUUCGAGAAAAGUUCAUUCUUCCAGAGGGAGCUACGCAGGGUCUGGCGGCCUUCCGGUCCCGGGGACGGCGAUCCAAACCUUCGUCGCGCACGGCCUCACCCACCCGUUCGUCUUCAUCGGCGUCGCACAGUGCCCACAGCUGCGCCUCUCUGCCUUCUGCACCCGCAACACCCACAGCCUCCUCAAGGUCCUCCCAAUCCCAAUCUCGUGGCUAUGCCAAGCCCUGGCUGGCACACAGUAAAACUCCAACUCCAACCAAGUGCCAGUCCUGCCCAGAGCACAGCCAGACCCCUGGGCAUGAGGGAGGCUCCGCAUCUAAGCUGAAGAGACCAACUUUCCAUUCCAGCCGUGGCUCCUUAACUGGUGAGAACGGUGGAACACCAAUCGCUGCUAAACCCGGACGCUCUGACACCAAACGCACUCCGACCUCGACGAGCGGCCCAGCCAGUCGAGCAGGGAGUCGCGCUGGAAGCCGAGCCAGCAGCCGAAGGGGCAGCGACGCUUCUGACACGUCUGAGCUCAUGGAGACCCGCUCGGCCUGCUCCGAUACCUCAGACACCCCUCGCCGGCCUGGGGCCAAACCCUCCAAAAUCCCCACCAUCUCUAAGAAGGCCCCCAGCCCUAAAACACCAGCGAGCAAGAAAUGAAGUCUCCACCCGACUCUGAGGUGGUUCUGAUUUAACCAGCAGGAGGAGAACACCAACACCUUUCUCUUUUAGAUGACCAACAUGCCCUCCGGACUCAAACCUCUCCAGCGCCCUCCUCUGGGCAACGUCCAACACAGCCGCACACUGCUACACCACCCAGAUUAAUACCUACCAUAAUGCUGCCUUAUUUGUGUUCUACAUCAUGUCCUUAAUUUGACUGACAUUUUGUUUUCUUGAAUGUGCGAUCGAGAGCAUCCUGUGUGAGACACUCAAUUCUGCACCAGGGGUUUUCACUAUUCAUCACUAUGAAUAUGCAACCGCCCGUCACUCUCCAAACCUCAUACAGACAUGCAUGGUUGUCACUUUGGAGAUGUUUGGUUGGUCAAACUCGCCCUCUACACAUGUAAGCAGACCAGCUGGCCUCUCGCCCAGGUGUCUGUACCACUGCUAACAAGAGGAAGUCAAUUAAAAACAAAGACUUUUUCCUCCUCUGCACUUGGGACUUUUUGGACUCAUCUAUGUUUGUGUGAAUGUAUGUGUAUGGUAGUUCCCGACAUGGUAAAUGAACGCAGUAAUAAGGAGAGGAAACGGAGGAGGAUACAUAUCUCAGCCUUGUGACGAGAAGAUUAGAUCCUUCACGUCACAUGUGAUCCUUUUAAAGGAACUUCUAUUGCGCACAGCACACGAGUUUCACGCACUCGCUCCCACAGUCUUCUCCUCUGUGUGUUCAUGCAGUCUAGAUGUGUCCUUUUGUUACAGACAUCAUGUUACAGAGCUUUUCCACAGUAUGCAAAAAUGAUUACAAUUGUGAAUGUUUGUGUCUCAUGGUUAAUUUAUAAUCUUGACGUUUUGUUUCUUUUCUAGAGUAAAGACCUGUAUUUAUUUGUGAUUGCAGUAUCAUAUCAACUCUCGAGAAUGACUAGUAUUAACACAAGCGGAAUCACUCUUCUUUUUUGUUUUUGUACAUCCGCUCCUGACGUAAUGAAUUGCUUUGACUGAUCAUUUCUGAUGUUAACUGACCAGGAAGCUUACUGAUUCCAAUGGUGGCCUUUUUGCCGGUGACUACACACUUUAGAUGACGUCAAAAGUGGCUUCCUACUUGUUCUUUCGUGAAGGAAGCACCCUAAAUAAUGGAUGAUGGGGGCGGCUUGUGUAGCCCCCGUUGAAAACAGCGCUUUGAAUCUUGUCUUUGACAAGCUGAAGUAUAUGAAUACCUGAAGAAAGGUGAUUUUUAUUUAUUUAUUGUGUCAUUGGGAGGGGGGUGAGGGCUAUGAAAGGAUCCACCUUUUGAUUGUGUUACUCUUUUGACAUGACUGAGAGAAACAGGGGUGCAAUUGUGUAAAAGUAAAGAAGCUAUGAUUAUAAAUCCUUUUUGUUCUCUUUUGUAUUAAAACAAUGCUUGCAGUAAAA